This is a messenger RNA of Phragmites australis (common reed), 2815 nucleotides long. Its product is annotated as acyl-CoA-binding domain-containing protein 4-like. Lineage: Eukaryota; Viridiplantae; Streptophyta; Magnoliopsida; Poales; Poaceae. The record is from RefSeq and is a predicted model, not a curated record. The coding region runs from base 499 to 2586 and encodes 695 amino acids. Gene Ontology annotation, molecular function: protein binding. The transcript has 17 exons.
ACACGCACAAAAAAAAGGGUAAGAAGUUGCAAAUAAUGCGUUCCUGGCUUCUCCAUGGUCCACGGAUAAGUGUAUUCUGUGAAACAGUAUGCAGCUGUAGUGAAGAGUAAUCAACCAGCUCAGCUGGGCUGACAAGCUCACCUGUUCUUCCCCCAGCCAAGGAGGAAAAGGCUGCCUGCCGCCGCCGCCACCGCUGCAGAUCACACUACCUUUUCACAACCUUUGUCCAGUCUCUCUUUCUCUCUCACACACACACGGCUGGAGGAAUCAGAGAGCAGUGCUCUCUCUCCUCGGACCACACUGCAUCUUCGGAUCUUGGUGAGUGUAGCUGCUGCAUCCUGAAAGGUGAAAGCCACCCCCGCUUCUGCCGUCCAUCGUUUUCGCUGCAGAUUUUGGCUGCGGCACCGCGGCUGCGUUCUCUGUUCCUCGUGCUCCCACCAAACAGGUGAGAUGCUAAUGUGCUGCCCGGUGGUUCGGUUCUGAGCAAAAUUGGAGAAUAUGUUUGGUUUCUCACGGCGCCGGGUGAAGCUUGGAAGGUUGAAGGACCACUCAAGUGAUCCUUUGAACGGCUCUAGGAGUCCUGCUCGCCUUGCGAAGCACCUCAGCCUGCCCAAUGGGGAUGACGUGGUUACGACUUCAGUGAGCGGCCGUGCAGAUGAUCUUUCUUACCGCUGCUCGUCUGAUACUUUUGAUCUUGAUGGCCGUGUUUUCAGUAUCUCAGAUAAUUGGGCAGUGUUGUCCACGGAGGGAGACAAACCUAUUCCUCGUUUCUAUCAUGCGGCAGCCAUUGUAGGUAGCAAGAUGGUAGUGUUUGGUGGUGAUUCUGGUCAUCACUUAUUAGAUGAUACAAAGAUACUGAAUUUAGAGAAGCUUACCUGGGAUUCUGCAGUGCCUAAAGUUCGCCCAUCGCCAAGUGGGCGAACUACGAAGUUGCCAGCCUGCAAAGGUCAUUGUCUGGUUCCAUGGGGAAAUAGUGUCAUUCUUCUCGGAGGUAAAACUGAACCUGCUUCUGAUCGUUUAUCAGUGUGGACUUUCAAUGUAGAAACGGAGAUUUGGUCACUUGUUGAAGCCAAGGGUGAUAUUCCUGCAGCUCGAAGCGGCCACACGAUUAUCAGAGCUGGUGCUACACUGAUACUUUUUGGCGGUGAGGACACAAAAGGGAAGAAACGCCAUGACCUUCACAUGUUUGAUUUGAAGUCAUCAACAUGGCUUCCAUUGAACUAUAAAGGCGCCGGACCUUCUCCAAGAUCCAACCAUGUCGCUACACUGUAUGAUGAUAGGAUCCUUCUAAUUUUUGGAGGCCACUCAAAAUCCAAGACCCUUAAUGACUUGUAUUCUUUAGAUUUUGAGACAAUGGUAUGGUCAAGAGUGAAGACCCAUGGUCCUCACCCAUCACCUAGAGCAGGUUGCAGUGGAGCUCUGUGUGGAACUAAGUGGUAUAUAGCUGGUGGCGCAAGCAAGAAAAAACGACAUGCGGAAACCUGGGUCUUUGAUGUUCUACAAUCUAAGUGGUCUGUUUGUGUAGUACCUCCUAGUUCAUCGAUUACUACAAAGAAAGGUUUCAGCAUGGUUCCUUUCUACCACAGGGACAAGAUUGCUCUUGUUGCUUUUGGAGGUAACAAAAAAGAGCCAUGCAACAAGGUUGAAGUAUUAGUGGUGCUGCAAAAUGAGCAUUCUUUUAGUUGGCGAUCUGCCCCAGAUUCAGACCGUGUGCUGUAUGAAUAUUCUCCGAGCAACAAGGAGCUUGCUGAUCAUCUCAACAAAUGUUCCCCCUUGUACUCUAACAGUUCCGUGGCAAGGCAUAGUCUCACUUCCGUGAUAGAAAACCCAGCUAGAAGGGAAGCCCUCUCUGAGUCUUCGCUGAAGCACCCAAAUUUGGGCACUUCUGUCCAUGGGCAGUUGCAUCAGGUACAAAAGUUCAGCUUAGCUCAGAAACCAAUCGACGAUGACAGAUACGACGAUGCCGAUGACUCUUCUUCAUGUCAAGAAAGCACUCCGAAAGAGCAUCGGGGCAAAAGGAUGGGAACCGAUAUUCAUCAGAUUGACAUGGCCGGAAUUUUAGCCAGAAAGGCAGAAAAUCCGGUGACCGGAGGAUCAAGUGCGAGAAGGAUAGCCAGAUGCUCUUCAGACGUCAGCCAGAGCCAUCUGUACAGCACAAAGAUAGCAGACUUGGUCAGAAGGAACGCCGCGCUCGAAGAACAGCUUGAGACCGCACUGGCAAGCAAAGACCAGCUAGAGAAGAACUUGUCUUGGGUCAUUCGCAGCAGGGAAGAGCUGGAAAAGAGGCUUGCCGGUAAGGAUAAGGAAGCUGAGAUGCUGAAGGAGAAGAUAGCAGGCUUAGAGUCGGCGCAGGAAGAGUCAAACAACCUCUCCAACACAGUUCACACUGACAAUGUGCGCCUUGAGCGUGAAGUGGCCUUCUUGAAAGCCGUCACGGAUGAGACCCACAAGGAGCUGCAUUCCACUCGCAGAGUUUUGGCGGGAGAACAGUCGCGCGCAUUCCAGCUCCAGGUUGAAGUGUUCCAUCUCAAGCAAAGGCUGCAAAUUCUAGAGGGAAGAUCAGGAACGCCCACAAAACAACCAUAAUCUUUAGUGGCCAUAUCUUUACAUUUCUGGACAGCAAUUGUUGCGAGUUUGUAAAUCGAUUUCGCCGUGAGUGUCAUGUGACAAUAGGUUUCGAUGUGUUGAUGUUGAUCUGUAAUUUGCGGAGAUAUCAUAAAUUGUAAGUAGGUGAUGGAUUGAGCGCAAGCUUAUACUUGAUCUUUCAAAUGUACUUGUAUGAAGGUUACUUAAUAAGGUAUUACUGUCACACAUA